This is a messenger RNA of Ilex paraguariensis (yerba mate), 1441 nucleotides long. NCBI's taxonomy places the organism in Eukaryota, Viridiplantae, Streptophyta, Magnoliopsida, Aquifoliales, Aquifoliaceae. The record is from the annotation of a GenBank genome assembly.
CAGGUUAAAUGGCAGCUGAACUGGUCAAUGUGAAUGAGUUUCAAGAACUGGCAAGGCAAGCCCUUCCCAAGAUGUACUAUGAUUUCUACAGUGGGGGAGCUGAGGACCAGCACACACUGAGGGAAAAUGUGGAAGCAUUUCAUAGAAUCAUCAUUCGACCAAGAAUUCUUGUAGAUGUUAGGAGAAUAGAUAUGUCAACUACAAUAUUGGGGUACCAUACUUCAGCACCCAUCAUGAUUGCUCCAACUGCAAUGCAUAAGUUGGCGCACCCUGAAGGGGAGGUCGCAACAGCCAGAGCAGCAGCUGCUUGUAACACCAUAAUGGCAUUGUCCUUUACGUCUACCUGCACCGUGGAGGAGGUUGCUUCCAGCUGCAAUGCUAUUCGCUUCUUUCAGUUAUAUGUGUACAAAAGACGUGAUAUAUCAGCUCUGAUGGUACAAAGAGCUGAAAAGAAUGGGUUCAAGGCUAUUAUUCUUACUGUUGAUACUCCUAGACUAGGUCGAAGGGAAGCAGACAUCAAGAACAAAAUGAUUGUACCCCAGCUGAAGAAUUUGGAAGGUCUCUUGUUAGCUGAAGUUGUCAGUGAGAAGGGUUCCAAUCUUGAAGCUUUUGCAUCGCAGACUCAAGAUGCUUCCUUGUGUUGGAAGGAUAUAGCAUGGUUAAAAUCCAUUACAAACUUGCCGAUUUUGAUCAAGGGAGUACUCACUCGUGAGGAUGCUAUAAAGUCUCUGGAAGUAGGAGUUGCAGGAAUUGUUGUCUCUAAUCAUGGAGCUCGCCAGCUAGAUUAUGUUCCAGCCAGUAUUACUGCUCUAGAAGAGGUGGUUCUUGCUGUUCAAGGGAAAAUCCCCAUUCUCUUUGAUGGAGGAGUGAGGCGGGGAACAGAUAUCUUCAAGGCCUUGGCUCUUGGCGCACAAGCCAUUCUGAUAGGACGACCCAUUAUCUAUGGGUUGGCAGCAAAGGGAGAAUAUGGAGUCAGGCGAGUCAUUGAAAUGCUGAAGGAUGAGCUUGAGCUCACCAUGGCCCUUUCUGGUUGCUGUACUCUCAAGGAUAUAAGCAGAAGCCAUGUGAGGACAGAGCACGAGAGACGUCAAUGUAGGCUCUAGUGACAUUGUGAAGGGCUAAACCUUGCUUUGCAGAUGGAUGCUUCAGAUCAACCACCAUAAAGAAAUAAUUUGUUCAAGUUUUCCCAUGCAUUACUGUUUCGGAUGUGCAGAGAUGUGUGUGCACACUCAGUUAAGAUAUGGUGGCAGCUGUACAAUGUUUCUGUUACCCUGUUGAGACUUGAUAAGUGCAUUUAUAUGUACGAGGGUGGAAAGAAUUGGAUGUGGGUAACCCCCUCCCUCCUUUUAUCUCCAAUUUCAAGUCUGUUACUUUUACAAUGAUCACUGUUGUCUAAAACUAUGAAUGAAUAAGAGCUGCAUUUGACGCACUAAAAGAUUCC